AUGAUGACCAAUUCCAGCCUGACAGCUCACAUCCCAACAGUGGCUGGACAAGAUAAUGAUAUCUACUACUUGUUUAACAACACCGAAUGGGAGCAGAAAAUUUAUGAGUAUGUCGAACAAAGGAUUUUCUUCGUCUUUGUUAUUUUGGUCAGCGCUUUUGGAUUUCUGGGGAACGGAUUUGUCAUCUGGCUUCUCGGCUUCCGCAUCAAGAGGAAUUCGUUCACCAUCUACAUCCUGAACUUGGCUGUGGCUGACAUGGGGGUUCUCGUAUCGAUGUCGAUAUUUUUUGCCGUAGGACAUACCUUUUCGACCUCCCUCUGCGAGGAGUUCAUCAUAUUCACUUACAGCACUGGCCAGUUUCUGCUGACCGUCAUCAGCAUUGACCGGUGCGUGUGCGUCCUCUUCCCCUUUUGGCAUCAAGUCCACCGACCGCCUUACUUGUCCUUGGUGGUGUGCGCCGUCAUCUGGGCCCUCUCCUUCCUGCUUAACGCAAUUCACUUCGCCCUCCUCCAGAAUAGAAAGCUGGGAAAUAAUAACCAUGUAAUGUACUUCCAGUUUUUUGUCAAUUCCCUGGUUUGUGUCCCAUUCAUGGUCAUCUCCGCUGUGACCCUGUUGGUCAAAUUUUUUCUAAAACGGCAACAGCGCUGGCGAGGGAAGCUUUUGACGGCCAUCUUGGCUACGCUCCUCUUUUUUCUUCUCUUUGCUUUUCCUCUGAACGCCGUUUACUUGCUCUCUACUUUGACCCAAAAAACUCUUCCGACUUCCAUGCGGUAUGGCUUGUUAUGUGCCUCACUAAACAGCAGUGCUAACCCACUGAUUUAUUUCCUUGUUGGGAGGAAGAAGAAGAAACAUCCCAGGGGGGGCAUGAAGGCUAUCCUCCAGAGAAUAUUUGAAGAUGAAUAA
Molecule: messenger RNA, 903 nt
Organism: Euleptes europaea (tarantolino)
Lineage: Eukaryota; Metazoa; Chordata; Lepidosauria; Squamata; Sphaerodactylidae
Product: proto-oncogene Mas-like
Exons: 1
Coding region: 1-903 (300 amino acids)
Biological process (GO): G protein-coupled receptor signaling pathway
Cellular component (GO): membrane
Molecular function (GO): G protein-coupled receptor activity
Source: RefSeq, a predicted model, not a curated record